Molecule: messenger RNA, 670 nt
Organism: Drosophila eugracilis
Lineage: Eukaryota; Metazoa; Arthropoda; Insecta; Diptera; Drosophilidae
Product: heat shock factor-binding protein 1
Exons: 2
Coding region: 98-358 (86 amino acids)
Biological process (GO): cellular heat acclimation
Cellular component (GO): cytosol; nucleus
Molecular function (GO): transcription corepressor activity
Source: RefSeq, a predicted model, not a curated record
UGCAGAAGUGAAACAGCCGUAGUCGCAAACAGAAGCAUAACAUCUAGAAGCGAUAGGAAUUUUGUACUUUUAUACAGCGCCACAAAGAAGCCACAGAAUGACCGAUCUGCGCAACGAGAUGGACAGCGAUCUGGACCAGAACUACUCCCUAAACAGCAAUGCAGACCCAAAGAACAUGCAGGAGCUUACCAUUUACGUACAAAAUCUGUUGCAGAACGUUCAAGACAAGUUUCAGACGAUGUCCGACCAGAUAAUAACGCGCAUCGAUGACAUGGGUAACCGCAUCGACGAUCUGGAGAAGAGCAUUGCGGAUUUGAUGAACCAGGCUGGGAUCGAGGGACAGGGACCGGAGAAAUGAGACCCGUAGAGCUGGUUCAGCCACGCCCAUUUGCAAUCUACAUCCCAAGCUCAUACAUCGAACUCCUGGCACCCAAUCACCCAAAUCAAGUUUACAAUUCCAGGCUCUCACAUUCAUUUAAUCUCCUCCGCACCCAGUUGCUCUGUAAAACACAUUUGCUCAUCAUCUGUUUAUUACAUAGUUUUAAGUUUCUCCCACUCGCGGGGUUCAUCAUAAUUUAAGUAAAGUAAUUCUUUCUUGUGAGCAAUGGCCAAUAAUUUUGAAUUAUUGCCGUUUAGUUUCUACUUAUAAAUUAAAAUUCGAGAAUUGUAA